AGGUGCGCUCUCGACCCGCGAAUCAAAAUGUUUUUUCGUUGCCCGAGGGGGUCUGGGAAGAGCGUCCUGGAGCCCGAGCCUCUCCGUCCAGGGCGCCGCCGCGGCACCGCGGAUGCGCCGCCGACGCGGUGCGAUCCCCCGGCCCCGGAGAGCGCGCGCGGAGGCCCCGCGCCCGGGAGCCGCCGCGAAGAAUACACAACGGGCUCCAGUGUGUCAUCAAGCACCUCGGUGCUCGCUCGCGGCGCACUGCCGCUGCGGAAAGUACCACGCCUCGUGAAGCCCAUGUCUUCCUUCCCGACACCCUUUCACGUCAUCACGCUGACGGUCUACACUUUGGCCACGCUUCCGAUUGUACAGAGAUGUCGCUUCUCGGCCGCAGGUCUGGCAGGCAUCGACGCAUGCCACUCUCCGAUGACCGCGGCAGAGCCACGCAGCACGUCGCCGCUGUCGCCUUCUGCCUAG
Messenger RNA from Prorocentrum cordatum, 462 nucleotides. Lineage: Eukaryota; Dinophyceae; Prorocentrales; Prorocentraceae. The record is from the annotation of a GenBank genome assembly.